GGGGAUUUGCGGAGCCCAGAGUGGCCUCAACCCACCGGACUCGGACCCCCAGGAGGGACCUGCGGCCUGGCCUGGGAUGGGCGCGGGGUGGGGGAGGCCGCAGAACUGCGCCGGAGUCAUACCCAAGGGACCAGACGGAGGCAAGGGGUCUGGAGGAGCGGCUGCGGCGCGCGCCUCAACGCUCCUCCGCCCCAACUCCGCGCCCAGUCCUCUCCGCUCCCCUGGCGCCGCCCGGGAGGACGCGUGCUGGCGGCCUGGCUCCCGAGCACAGCGGCCGCAGGGGCUGCGGAGCCGCGGUAUGGAGGAGCAGCUGCCGUGGGAGACCGACUGCCUGCUUCCUCUGGAGAGGCAGCUCCAUGAGGCCGCCCACCGGAACAACACCACGAGGAUGAAGGAGCUGAUUGAAAGGAGAGUCAACAUCAGAUCCAGAAACCACGUGGGCAGGGUGGCCCUGCACUGGGCUGCAGGUGCAGGGCACGAGCAGGCUGUGCGGCUGCUCCUGGAGCACGGGGCUGCUGUGGACGAUGAGGAUGUGUUUGGGAUGAACGCGCUGCUCCUGUCUGCCUGGUUCGGCCACUUACGGAUUCUUCAGAUUCUGGUUAACUCUGGAGCCAAGAUCCACUGUGAGAACAAGGAUGGCCUGACCUUACUGCACUGCGCAGCCCAGAAAGGCCACGUGCUGAUGCUGGCGUUCAUAAUGGAAGACCUGGAGGACGUGGCCCUGGAUCAUGCUGACAAGCUGGGAAGGACAGCAUUUCACCGGGCAGCUGAGCACGGGCAGCUGGAUGCUCUGGACUUCCUUGUGGGCUCUGGCUGCGACCACAGUGUCAAAGACAAGGAGGGGAACACAGCCCUCCAUCUGGCUGCUGGCCGGGGCCACCUGGCUGUGUUGCAACGACUCAUGGACAUCAGGCUGGACUUGGAGGAGCGGAAUGUGGAAGGUCUGACUGCCCUGCACGUGGCUGCUGAAGGGCUCCACCUCAACUGUGUGCAGCUCCUCCUGGGGGCUGGGAGCAACGUGAACGCCCUCACCCAGAAGGAGCAGAGCUGCCUCCACUAUGCAACCCUCAGUGGCUCUGAGGACAUGGCCCGGGCCCUCAUCCAUGCAGGAGGCUGCACCAACUUGGCCGAUCAUCAGGGCGCCUCUCCAAUUCACCUGGCUGUGAGACACAACUUCCCUGCCCUGGUCCAGCUCCUCAUCAAUGCCGGCAGUGACCUGGAUGCCACCGACAAUAGGCAGCAGACACCUCUCCACCUUGCCGCGGAGCACGCCUGGCAGGACAUAGCGGAGAUACUCCUGGUCGAGGGGGUUAACUUAAACCUGAGAGAUAAGCAAGGAAAAACGGCCCUGGCAGUAGCCGCCCGCAGCAACCAUGUCAGCCUGGUGGACAUGAUUAUAAAAGCUGAUCGUUUCUACAGAUGGGAGAAGGACCACCCCUCCUGCAGGGACCGCAGUGACCCCUCUGGGAAAAGCUUGACCUUUAAGCAGGACCAUCGGCAGGAAACACAGCAGCUCCGCUCUGUGCUGUGGCGGCUGGCCUCCAAAUACCUGCGACCCCACGAGUGGAAGAAGCUUGCGUAUUGCUGGGAGUUCACCGAGGCCCACAUCCAUGCCAUCGAGCAACAGUGGACAGGCACCAAGAGCUACCAGGAGCAUGGCCACCGGAUGCUGCUCAUCUGGCUGCAUGGUGUGGCCACGAAGGGUGAAAACCCCAGUAAAGCACUCUUCGAGGGCCUUGUGGCCAUCGGCAGAAAGGACCUAGCCGAAAGCAUCAGGAAGAAAGCAAAUGCUGACCUGAGUGCCCCCAGGAGGUGCACAGCCAUGUAACCGGAGGUGCUGGGCCUUCAGGACCGUGGGACCUCAGGAUGGGGGCACCACACAGAUAACCACCAUUAAGGGCUUUUAAAAAAAUCACUGUUAACAGACCUCCAGCUGCUUCUCCUGAAACACAUAGUCAUGCAGGCCUAGAAAGGCAAAUGCUUGUAACGUUUUUUUACAAGGAUUGGUCUAGGGGCCUGUCUCAGGUUUUAUAGGUAAUCCCUUCCCACAGGUAUGGUCCUUUGCAUCUCUCAGCUCACUUUCAUCACCAUCAUCUCAGAGCCUCACAACAGUUCCCUGAGGUGCAUGGGGCGUCUUUUCAGAGAGGACAUGGGCUCAGGGUGUAUAAGAAGCUAAUUAGGUGGUGAGAUCAGGUGCAAAACCCAGCAGUCCUGUCUUGCCUACCUGGUGAAGGGCUCCAUCCAUCACUUACAAAAUGGACCACCCUUAACUCAGCCACUGGCUUUUAGGAAUGCUGCCUUUACGUCACAGCUGUGUCUGUUCCCAAGUUUAUUUGUACACUUUAACAG
Molecule: messenger RNA, 2349 nt
Organism: Hipposideros armiger (great roundleaf bat)
Lineage: Eukaryota; Metazoa; Chordata; Mammalia; Chiroptera; Hipposideridae
Gene: ANKDD1A
Product: ankyrin repeat and death domain containing 1A
Exons: 15
Coding region: 77-1828 (583 amino acids)
Biological process (GO): signal transduction
Molecular function (GO): protein binding
Source: RefSeq, a predicted model, not a curated record